GCAGGCCCGGGCCGGGCCAGUCGGGGGGCGUCGCGAUGCUGCUGCGCCUGCUGCUGGCCUGGGCGGCCGCGGUGCCCGCGCUGGGCCAGGCCCCCUGGACGCCCGAGCCCCGAGCCGCCUGCGGCCCCCGCAGCUGCUACGCGCUCUUCCCUCGGCGCCGCACCUUCCUGGAGGCCUGGCGGGCAUGCCGUGAGUUGGGGGGCGACCUGGCAACGCCGCGGACCCCGGAGGAGGCCGGACGUGUGGACAAGCUGGUGGGCGCCGGACCGGCCAGCGGGCUGCUGUGGAUUGGGCUGCAGCGCCAGGCUCGGCAAUGCCAGCCGCAGCGCCCACUGCGGGGCUUCACGUGGACCACUGGAGACCAGGACACGGCCUUCACCAACUGGGCCCAGCCAGCCACCGGAGGACCCUGCCCGGCCCAGCGCUGUGCAGCCCUUGAGGCCAGUGGGGAGCAUCGCUGGCUCGAAGGCUCGUGCACGCUGGCUGUGGACGGCUACCUGUGCCAGUUUGGUUUCGAGGGCGCCUGCCCGGCCUUGCCGGUUGAGGUGGGCCAAGCCGGUCCAGCCGUCUACACUACGCCUUUCCACCUGGUUUCCAGCGAAUUCGAGUGGCUGCCCUUUGGCUCCGUGGCUGCCGUGCAGUGCCAGGCUGGCAGGGGAACCUCUCUGCUUUGUGUGAAGCAGCUGUUGGGUGGUGUUGGUUGGUCCCACACUGGGCCCCUAUGCCCAGGGACUGGCUGUGGGCCAGACAACGGGGGUUGUGAACACGAAUGUGUGGAGGAGGUGGAUGGUCAUGUGUCCUGCCGAUGCGGCGAAGGUUUCCGUCUGGCAGCAGAUGGGCACAGUUGUGAAGAUCCCUGUGCCCAGGCCCCCUGUGAGCACCAGUGUGAACCUGGUGGGCCACAAGGCUACAGCUGCCACUGUCGCCUAGGCUUCCGACCAGCUGAGGAUGAGCCACACCGCUGCGUGGACACAGAUGAGUGCCAGAUUGCUGGUGUGUGCCAGCAGAUGUGUGUCAACUAUGUUGGUGGCUUUGAAUGCUAUUGCAGUGAGGGUCAUGAGCUUGAAGCAGAUGGGAUCAGUUGUAGCCCUGCAGGAGCCAUGGGAGCCCGGGCUUCCCAGGACCUUAGAGAUGAGUUGCUGGAUGAUGGGGAAGAAGGGGAGGAUGAAGAGGAGGCCUGGGAAGUCUUUGAUGGUACCUGGACAGAGGAGCAGGGGAUCCUAUGGAUGGAGCCUACACAGCCACCUGACUUCGGCUUGGCCUAUAGACCCAACUUCCCGGAGGAUGGAGAGCUGCAGAAACCGCACCCAGAUCCUACCUGGCCACCCCCACUCAGUGCUCCCAGAGACCCCUACCACUCCUCAGUGGUCUCUGCCACUCGGCCCAUGGUGAUCUCUGCUAUGAGACCCACACUACCUUCUGCCCAUCAGACCCCUAUUAUCUCGGCCACACACCCACCGCUGAGCCCUGCCCAUCCACCCCCCAUGGUCCCUGCCACACACCCAGCUGUGCCCCCUCAGCACCAGAUCCCCACAAUCAAGACCGACUAUUCAGACCUCCCUUUUGCCCACCAGCCCCGGAUUGUCUCUGUCCCUCACCCAGCUCAUCCCACUGCCUACCAACCCCCCAUUAUCUCAGCCAAAUAUCCUCAAAAGUUCCCUGUCCACCAGUCUCCUAUGUUUCCAGACACCCAGACUACUGCUCAUUUGCCCCGAAUCCCACCUAACCUUGCCCCUGGCGAUACCACCCCCAGACCCCGUCAAUCUCCUCUGAUCCCAGAUGUUCCAGGCCAUAGAACCCAGGCUCCCCAGCUUCACAUUCUCUCCACUGUCCAGCCCUCUCUGUCCACCACCUCUAGGCCUCACCAAGCCCCUAUGCCUUCUGACACCCAGCUCCCAGUCCUCCCUACUCCCCUGUCCUCUCAGAGCCCCACUAACCAGACCUCACCUAGCAGACCAAUGCAUCCCUAUUCUAGAGCCCCCCAAGUCCCAAGGAAAGGAGUUCCCAGUCCCAAGUUGGUCUCAUGGCUACCAUCAGUGGUCCCUACAGCAGCUCCAACAGCCCUGGCAGAGGCCGGUCUGGCAGGCCGAAGCCAGAGGGAUGAUCGGUGGCUGCUGGUGGCACUCCUUGUGCCAACGUGUGUCUUCUUGGUGGUCCUGCUUGCACUGGGCAUUGUGUACUGCACCCGCUGUGGCCCCCAUGCGCCCAACAAGCGCAUCACUGACUGCUAUCGCUGGGUCACACAUGCUGGGAGCAAGGGCCCAACAGAACCCAUGCCCCUAGGAGGCAGUCUCACAGGGGUACAGACCUGCAAAACCAGUGUGUGAUGGGGUACACAUGCCCCCCCUCACCCCCACGGGGUAAGGGGAAAGUGACAUAUGUUGGACAUAUGGCUGAGGUUGUACCAGGGACCCAUGGGGUUUACCCAGCUGGACAGAGGGCAUCCUGCUGCCUGGGCCCAGCACUCAUGGCAAAGGACACACCAAGGCCUCCAGGACCUCAGGGGGUGGGUGCUGGGGUCUUCUCCAAUAAAUGGGGUGCCAACCUCACCCAAA
Nannospalax galili (Upper Galilee mountains blind mole rat) is the source of this 2555-nucleotide messenger RNA. It is a transcript of the gene Cd248, whose product is annotated as CD248 molecule. The record is from RefSeq and is a predicted model, not a curated record. Bases 36 to 2327 code for a protein of 763 amino acids. Gene Ontology annotation, cellular component: extracellular matrix; external side of plasma membrane. Lineage: Eukaryota; Metazoa; Chordata; Mammalia; Rodentia; Spalacidae. Gene Ontology annotation, molecular function: extracellular matrix binding; extracellular matrix protein binding; calcium ion binding. The transcript has a single exon. Gene Ontology annotation, biological process: cell migration.